Messenger RNA from Drosophila busckii, 2207 nucleotides. RefSeq names its product probable G-protein coupled receptor Mth-like 9. The transcript is spliced from 7 exons. The record is from RefSeq and is a predicted model, not a curated record. Gene Ontology annotation, molecular function: G protein-coupled receptor activity. The coding region runs from base 496 to 2028 and encodes 510 amino acids. Lineage: Eukaryota; Metazoa; Arthropoda; Insecta; Diptera; Drosophilidae.
UUGUGCUUUGCGGCUAGCCGGCACUUUAUGCGACACAGAGAGAACCAAAGAGAGAGAGAGAGAGAGAGAGUGAAGAGUAGAGUUAACUACCGCGGACGCUGCUGCUGUUGCUAAACUUAUUUCUGUUGGAAUUGUUGUCGCAAUCAUAGCCGUUUUUAGACUUCGUCAGCGUCGUUUAUCCAUUGUCGUUGUCAAUUUUUUGUUAUUCGAUUGUUGUUGUUGUUGUUCUUGGUGUGCGUGUGUGUGUGUCGCCCAAAACGCUGGGACAGCAUCGGAUUGUGGUCGGAUCGCGUCUCGCCCAGUGUUUAUUUAUUUAAUUCUCGAGCUGCGCAAGCGUCGACGCUAACGCCAACGCCGACGUCGCCGUGACGUCAGGCGUGCAGAAUUAAGUUGAAAGCCAAAACAAUUACCAUAGCCAACAACCAACUAAAAGCAAACAAACCGCGAUUUUACAGCCGCAACGGUGUUUAAUUGAACAAUUAGCAAAAUCUCAACAUGUGGGCGUCACUACUGAUCGUUGGCUUUAUGCUAAGCACAGGCACAAAAAGUGAGACAGCGAGUGGAAAAUUUCCCUGCAACUUUGCAGACACUGUAAACAUAACCGAUGGUCUGCGCCUCAAGGAUGGCUCCUACUCCUACGCAGGCGUGUUGGUGCCGCCAAAUCUCAUCGCCGAGUACAACUUCAAGGUGAUCGAUGGCGUUGAGUAUCGCGCAGCGAAGCAUUUGCGCGGCUGCGUCUGUUUGCUGAAGCCCUGCAUUAGCAUGUGCUGCCCUGGCGAGCUGGUGUUCAACACGGAGAGCUGGAACUGCAGCAAGCCCGCGCUGUCCCAUCAAGUGGCACACAUUGAGCUCACCCACAGCAAUCGCAGCGUGUCGCAGGUGAAGAUCAGCGAUCACUUUGUAGUGCGCACUGAGCUCGGAUGUCGCAACAAGUUCGUGGACAAGAAGCACGACAGCUUCUGGCAAUGGGAUCUGCAUGAGAAUGGCAGCCUGGCACGCGAUGAGCGGCUCUGGAGCACGGAUGAGUACUGCUUUACGCUGCUGGAGCACAAAAAGGCGUGGCAGCUAACGCCUCUCAACUGCGAACGCUUUCAGCGAGGCUACAGAGUUUGGAUCUAUGCCAUAUGCAGCAUUAUUGCUAUAUUGAUCAAUAUAUUUAUACUAUCGCUGCUGGGCUCCAUUAAGGAAGCACGCAAGAGUCACUAUGGCCAGCUCAUCAUUUACUAUCUGCUCACUGUCAUUGUGGGCUACGCCCUGCUCGUCUAUUUGUCGCUCAAGAAUCCCAUGAAUCUUUCCCACGAAGCCUGCCGCAAUAUUGGUUUCCUCGCCUAUUUCUGUAUUAUGUUAUCCUUUGUCUACCUGGCCAUCUGCAGCUUUGACUUUCUGCUCAAGUUCCGUCUCGUCUCCAUACGCAGCUGGGUGCGCAAAUUGAGCUACUUCAUUGCCCUGCUCUGCGUGAUUGCUCUGCGUUUUCUUGUAUCCUUUGCGCAGGACUCGCAGCUGCCUAAGCACCUAAAGCCAGGCAUAGGCGAAGACUACUGCUGGUUCGAUUUGAGACUUUGGGGCAUAUUCAUUUACUACUAUGGGCCGAUUAUGCUGCUGCUGAUCUUCAGCCUGUGCUGCAGUCUCAAAGCCUAUUUCUCCAUCUACAAACUGCCAGAGGAUACGCAAUAUGUGCUGGGCACACAGCUGCGCAUCAUGAAGACGCAUUUUUACGCCUUCACAGCCUAUUUAAUUGGCGUCUUCUCCGUGUGGACACGUGAGAUGAUUGUCUGCAUCAUGGCGCGCAUGCGUGAGCAUUUCAUCAUCAUUGAUUUCUGGAGCGGCAUCUGCAUACUCGGCCUGGCCAUAGCUGGAUUUUUGCUGCUGCUCGGCAAGAAUUUGCAUGUGCGCUCCUGGUGGGCCAUUAAUGUCGAAUCCAGUCAGACUGACUUGAGCAUUAUCAAUGCGCGUGUUUAUAAAUUCGAUGAGAAGGGUGAUCUCAAAUCGCCGGACUCGCCCUACAAGUCAACCGUGACAUCACUGUAAUUGAACUGUGGUCUACACUGCGUAUACUUUUUAUAUAUGACGUAUUUUACUUAAUUAGUGCACUAUUAAGACUCGUUAUACUAUAUAGCAUUAUUAUUUAAAACAAAAGCUGCCUUGCUUCGUUUAGUUAAGUUUGCAAAGCAAAACAAUCAGAGCAAUAAAUGUCGGAGGGAAAUGCA